AGUGGUAUUGUCAUGUCGGUUUUGUCGUUGGGGUCCUUCCACUCAUGUUGUGCAUCCCCGGUCCAUGAAGGGAAGGAUAGCGAGCUCGUUGUUGCUGAGUAUACGGCUACGAAAGGAUCAGCAGUGUAUCAACGGCCUGCCUUCCUACCGCCUCCUCUCCCGCUUUAUAAGGAGGAGCAUCGGUUACCUCUAGCCCGUGUGAAACCCAGCCGACCGCUGGAAAGACACCUUGGUGACACUGUUGUUUUUGAAGACUGUUGCUUCUCGGACUCAGUCAGUCGUUUGAGCUCUUUCGAUGGCGAUCACGCUGUGCUGGAGCAGGUGGAAGGUUGCGAAAUGCCUACGCAGUUGCCAUUUAGUCACCUCCCUCCACUCGAUGCACCAGAGUUGGCUGAGUUUGACGUUGCGUUGGCAUCAGAAGUGCUGGAGAGCAUCCAAGUGUUGUGCGAGGAAUACGAGCGGUUUUAUGCAGCCCGAAGGAGCUUACAAUGGCUUGAGGCAUAUUUACAACGGCAUCAAAAAGAUACACCCGAGGCUCGACAUUUUAGCGUCUCAAUGGAGAAAGAUUUAUGUAUAGCUCGGCUGCGGCUGAAGCUCGAGUGGCUGGACUCGGCUCUCGAGAGGACACGGACAGAUGGGAUAUCGGAUGGAGACUGCGGUGGGGCUGACAAGUGGCUAUACGAGAAACUCUCGUCUGAGAAGGAGCUUUGGCUCAAGCAGGACACAGACUAUAUGUUGACUUUAAAGAUCCAGGGCAUUCUGCAUAAUCCAACGUAUCAUAUAAUCAGCCUCAUCCGCGAGGUCGAUCUCCACCCUAAUUGGGUUCCAUUCCUCUCCGGCUCGUGGACCGAUCACGUGAUCGAAGGGUGUGGUCGUCGGUGCCAAAUGAUGGUCACACAUGAGUAUUCCGUACCGAUCCCUUUCGUCCCUUCUCGUUGGGCCUCGAUGUAUGCCUUUGCAUGUGAUGCCUUGGAUGAGCCUGGGGUAGAGUCGAUAAUAAUUUACGGUAGAGGUAUACCCGAAGAUAGCAAGGAGUUUUGGGGCUAUUCUGUGCCGACGAUGAAGGGGAUCCGAGCGGAGCUGGAGACUCUAUCUUUCGUCAUGAAGCCGAUUGAUGGAGGGAAGUCGACCAGUUUUACUAUACUAGCAGAAACGAAUCCCAAGAUACACAUACCUGAGAAGAUUCUUGGAUGGUUAUGCAAGCAAUAUGCCAAGUAUAUUUUCCACAGCAUAGAGAAGCUCUCAGAUAACUUUGAGAGCACCGAGUAUCCCACUCGUAUGGAGCAAAAUAGAGACUUCUAUGAAUUCAUUGAGACAACGGUGAUUGGAAGAAUUAAGUCAAUGCAUGAACGGGGUCGAUCCUGUCAUGAUAAGGAUGACUUUGUAGCCAGCUGAAGCAAGCUUUUUUCUCAGUGCUUUGCUUUGACGUUUAUCUUGUGCAUUCAUCCAGUCGAAUUGUCAACUGACUUUGAGUCUGAUUCUGCUGUUAUCUUGACUAGGCCUACGAGGAAGUCUUGUGUCUCAGCUUGCCCUGUACCGGGGCAUGUUACACGUUUUUGACUAUAGUACGA
This is a messenger RNA of Perkinsus marinus ATCC 50983, 1571 nucleotides long. RefSeq lists its product as hypothetical. The transcript is spliced from 11 exons. The record is from RefSeq and is a predicted model, not a curated record. Bases 13 to 1395 code for a protein of 460 amino acids. NCBI's taxonomy places the organism in Eukaryota, Perkinsozoa, Perkinsida, Perkinsidae.